AUGAACGAGCUGGUGGCCCCGGGACUGCCACCUCAGUCUCCCAUAGCCUUGAAGGGUUAUGGAGUCAUUGAAUUCGGCGAAGACGACCAGGGAGCAAGGAGUCCCCCGGCCAGAAGGCCUUACAUCGCCAUUGCAGUGCUGUGCUACCUUAACCUGGUGAAUUACAUGGACUGGUUUCUUGUCCCAGGUAAGAUGACUCCCCUCUUUCUGGGGUCCAUUCCCUGAAAGAUAGCCAUGUUAAUACUGCUUUUCAAGAGGUCUGCAGAGUGGCAACACGAGAACGGGGCCUUCUUUGCAGUGGCUCCCUGUCUGUGGAAUGCUGUCCCCAGUGAAGUUCACCUGGCGCCUUCAUUAUACACCUUUAGGUGCCAGGCAAAAACAUUCCUUUUUAACCCGGCCUUUGGCUGAUCUUAUUGACAUCCAACACACUUUCAGAAUGUGGCUUUUGGGGGGGGUUGUUAUUGGGUUACUGCUUUUGGUUUGAUUUUAUAUGUUGUGGUCUUGUUGUGAACCUCCCUGAGACCUCCAGAUAUAGGGUGGUGUAUAAGUUGAAAUAAUAAUCAUCAUAAUUUUUUAAACAGACUCCAGACCCUCCAAGUGUCCUUAUUUUCCAGGGACAGUCCUGGAUUUACAGAAGCUGUCCCAGUUUCUGAAUUGAUCCCAGAAUGUCCCACUUUUCCUUAGGAUGUCCCUAUUUUCAUCGGAGAAAUGUUGGAGGGUAUGGAGUUAUGCAACCGCCUGAGCCAAGGAGAUUAGCAACUAUACAACCUUUAGAAGAAUAUCUGUGUAGUUUUAUUAUAUUUUUAUGUAUUUUGGAAGCCGCCCAGAGUGGCUGGGGCAGCCCAGGCUGAUGGGCAGGGUAUAAAUAAUAAAAUGAUGAUGGUGAUGAAGGUGAUGAUGAUGGACUAGGAUGUUCCUAUUUUCGUCAGAGAAACGUUGGAGGGUAUCAGACCCCCCCACAAGGAAAUGUGACAGCGUAUUGGACUAUUUAGUUUAGAGAGAAGGCAAGCGAGAGGCGACAUGAUCGACGUUUAGAUAAUUACGCCUGGCAUGGAGAGAGUGGAAAGAGGAAGGUUUUUCUCCCUUACACCAUACACAUGGGAACUUGUGGGCGUCCAGCGAAGCUGAGUGUUGAAAGUAAGCACUUCAUGCGGUGAGGGCCACCAACCCGGUGGCUUUAAAAGAGGAUUAAUGGAGGAUAAGGCGUCUAUGAGCCACAAUGGCUCUGCUCCCACAGCUGGAGGCAGCCAUGCUUUUGAAUACCCGUUGCUGGAAACCACAGGAGGGGAGAGGUGCUCUUGUGUUCGAAUCUUGCUUGUGGGUUUCCCACAGGAAUCUGGUUGUGCACAGUGAGAACAGGAUGGUGGACUAGAUGGGGGUCACUGGCCUGAUCCAGCAGCGGUUCUUCUUAUGUUCUUAAAAUGCAACAAAAUGAUAAGAGCUGGAGCUCUGUGAAGGGUAAACCACAAGCCCAGAAUUCUUCGAGAGGGAAAUGUGCUUCCAGUGUGCAUUAAAGGCAUAGUCGUGCACAGCCACAGUUCCUAUUCGGUAUGACAUGCCAGACGACACCUGUUGGCCUCCAUGUUUUGUCCUGGAUUUCCAGAGUCCUGCCCCCUGCCCCCAUAUCCAAGGGGCUUGUAUUUUUAAACCCAAAGUUCACAGCCUCCGAUGUCCCCAACAAAGAAUCAAUGCUUUUUUGGGCUUGCCAAUUCUGCAAAAUGUAAAGGCAGGCUCCUUUCCUUUUCCACCCUUUGGUUGUAUAGCAUCUUCCAUCUAAAUGUCAACGAAGAGCAGGGCACAGAUUCUCAGAGGGUUUCCCCUGUUAGGUUAUUGACAGAGUAGGGUAAGCUUCAUAAGAGCUCAAGUAAAAGCAAAGUGAGAUGGGUGAUCCCUGCUUCUCUGCAAGCAAAUAAUAAUAAUAAUAAUAAUAAUAAUAAUAAUAAUAAUAUGAUUUAUACCCUGCCCUCCCCGGCCAGAGCUGGGCUCAGGGCAGCUAACACCAGUAAAAUUACAGUAAAAACAUAAUGGGGGGGGGGCACCAAUUUAAAAUACAGGUUAAAAUGCAAUUAAAAACGCGGCCUCAUUUUAAAAGUAGCCCAUAGAUCAAAACUCUAAGGGGAGGGAAACAUAAGGGUCAGACUGAGUCCAAACCAAAGGCCAGGUGGAACAGCUCUGUCUUGCAGGCCCUGUGGAAAUAUAUCAAGUCCUGCAGGGCCCUAGUCUCUUGUGACAGAGUGUUCCACCAAGUCGGGGCCAGUACUGAAAAGGCCCUGGCCCUAGCUGAGACGAGUAGUACAACGAGUAGUAAAGGCAGCUUUGCAUAACCUGAGCUGCUAGAUCAAAGCAGCACUCCUUUGCUAAACCUCUGCUUCCCCUUCCCACAAGCUGGGGCAAGGGGAUAGAGCCUAUUAUGUCAUAGGAGCAGACUUGGAUUUUACCCAGCCAUGGGAGAACUUAGGCCAAUCUAACCUAACUCAAAGGAUAAAAUGCAGGUGGGUGACCAUGCUUGCUCUCCAGAGCCUCUUGGAGACAGGGUAGGAUAACAAACUUUAAGAAGUCAAAAUUAAUCCUAUCACUGUAACAUUGUGGUUGUAAUGGAUUUUUGCUUUGUUACAGGGGUGCUUCAACACGUACAGACCUACUUCAAACUACGAGACAGCAGCGCAGGCUUGUUACAUACAGGUAAAACCAUAUUAAUACAAUGGCAUUCUCUUUUGUUGCUUUCAGCAUGUGUAUGAUCAUAAUCAAUUAUCUCUCACCCUGAUCACUACUGCUUUUGCCUUGCAUUUGCCUUGCAUUGAAAUGAAUGGGGCAGAGCGGUAUAAUUAAUUAUGUAAAUUACACGAGUUGCAUAAUUUCACCACAGCGGACGGUGAGACAAAUAGCGUCGUUUUUGUCAGAUGGCGAACUGCAGCAGAAAGGAAACAGCACUGUGUGAAAUGAAUAUAGAGUGGGGUGGAUGGAUGUAAUGAUGACUUGUUACAUUACUAAUUCAAAAUAGUGUUCUGAGAAUACUGGAAUUUUGUGCUAUGCAAAAACCAUACAAAAUAAGAUCUGCCUGUCGGUUAACAUUUCUCAGGAAGCUGGAUUUCGCACCCAACACCACAUCCUGUGUUUUAUUCUCUGUCCCCCUGUGAAAUUGUGGCAUUUUGACAGACCUGUGCAGGCAACCCUCCCAAAUGACCGGUCUGUUAUAACACAUCCUCUCAUGUUCCCUUAGCCUUCUGGUCUCUGUUUCUUAAAAAUAAAAUAAAAAUCUGCUUCACAUUCAGAUCAAUAGACACAUUACUGUAUAUAGAAAGCUAGCAUGCCAAGAAUGAAGCCAAGACUGUCCUGACAUGCUAGUUUCUUCAGUGCAGGGACUUUAAUAACAAUCACCAUCAUCAUCAUCCUAUCAAUCAAUCAAUCAAUCAAUCAAUCAAUCACAUCAGAUCUUUGAGGAGGUUAAGUUACAGUUUUGCUGCAGCUUUGUGAAAGCGAAGCCAAAAACUGCUUUCAAAAUGGAUUUUAUGUGUGUGUGAAUCUGGAACUGUGUGGAAAAAAUAAUAGAAAUAAUAAUACAAUGAGUCUAAUCGGAAGUCAAAUGUGUUUAUUUUUAUUUUUUUCCUCUCUUCUAAUUCUUUCUUUAAAUCUCCCCCCCUUUCUUCUUUUUCUUUCUACCUUCUUCUUCUUCUUCUUCUUCUUUUGUCCUUUUCUUUUUGAUCUGCUAAGAAAGAGAUAAAAGUUAAAUAUGAAAAUCUGAGCAAGCUAAAGUGAUGUUCUGUAAUUUUUCAACUACUGUUAAAGAUGGUCAGUUUGUAAUGAGCUGAUGUAGUAGUUGUUGUGGAUUUUUUUUAUUAUUGUUGAAUCUUAAAUAAAGUAUUAAAAACACACACACACAAAUGGAUUUUAUGUGUGUGUGAAUAGGUCUUGACUGUGGCAAGGGUUGUCCAUAUUCUAUCAUAGGGCUUAAAAAAUGAGAGGGGGUUCCUUUGUUGUGUUUCAAACCACAGGGAGCACCUGUUUCGGGCCAGUUCAAGGUUAGUGAGACAUAACUUCAUCUAUGCUUGUUUUUCUAUAUACUUGGUCAUUUUAUUUCUAAAAGUGUUCCACCAAUUAAUCUGGAGCAGAACUUGGAACCAGCCUGUAAUUUCCUGGAUUCUGCCCUGCCACAUAGAUUUCUUUUUAAAAAUUGGUGUUAGACUGGCUGUUUUCCAGUUCCCUGGUGUGGAGGCCAUGCUUAGGGACAAGUUAUCAGUUUUUUGUUAGAAGAUCAGCAUAUCCAUGUGUGAGUUCUUCUUCAGAACUCUCAAGUUCAUGCCAUUCAAACCAGGCUCGUUUAUAAUUUGUUGUUGUUGUUGUUAUACCACCCUUUAUCAAGAGAUCCCAGGGUGGUGUACAACAUUAAGAACACAUUUACAGAGCACAAUCAUAAAAUAAUUUUUAAAAAGCAUAAUAAUAAAAUAAUCAUAAUAACAGUCCCUCCCACAGCUUUAACAAGGACAUGGAUUAUUUAAUGGCCAAAGGCCUGGGUAAAGAGGAAUGUUUUUGCCUGGUGCCUAAAGACAUGUAAUGAUGGUGCCAGGUGAGCCUCCCUGGGGAAAAUACUCCACAAAUGGGGAGCCACCACUGAAAAGGCCUGUUCUGGUGUUGCCACCCUCUUGACCUCUCACGGAGGAGGCACACAAAGAAGGGCCUCUGUUGAUGAUUAAAGGUUGAGGAUUGGUUCCUGUGGGGAGACGCAUCCUUGAGGUAUUGAUGUCUUGAGCCAUGUAAUAAAGCUUAGACCUUUCCUCACCUCUAUUUGCCUCGUUUCUUCAGCCCCUCUGUGUGAAAAAGUCCAGUUUAGGACCAGGCAUCUGCCCUACCCUGAAUUCUGUGGCCAUCAUGUCUGACUUGGGAGUUUCAAGGAGGAAUGGCCACCAUGAGGAAACAGGGUACUAGGCUAGACUGGCCUUCGGUCAGAUCCAGCAGUGGGCUUUUAUGUUUUUAAUCAAAACAAAGAUUCUUAAAAUAUGCUUCUGUUUUUCUAAAUUCAUCUUGAAUAUAGCCAAGAGUGACACCCACACUCUGGGUAGACCCAAGUUCAAAUCCCAUGGAGUUUACUGGGAGACCCGAGACCAGUCAGUCUCAGCCUAGCCUACCUCACAGGGUGGUAAUGAGGAUAAAAUAUGUGUGUUUAUGGCAAAUCUUAGAUCUUUGGUAGAAGGAUGGUGAAGUGUGGGAACCUAACAGUAGACACUGGGAUAGCUCAGUCAGUAGUGCAUGAGACUCUUAAUCUGGGGGGUCAUGGGUUCGAGCCCCCCACUGGGCAAAAGAUUCUUACAUUGCAGCAAAUUGGACCCUUGUGUCCCCUUCCAGCUCUUAAGAUUCUAUGAAUUGAAGGAAAGUGAAAUGAUGUGAUAAAUAUACUGAAAUGGACCCUGGUGAACUCCCACACAGCUGUCAACAUUCAUCACUCCUCUUGCUUCUUUCCACAACAGUUUUUAUUAUUUGUUUCUUGGUGGCGGCCCCUCUUUUUGGAUAUCUCGGUGACAGAUACAACCGCAAAAUCAUCCUGGGUGCUGGGGUAAUCCUCUGGUCAGGCGUUACUCUUGCCAGCUCAUUCAUCCCAGAAUGGGUAAGUGUCAAUUAUUUGGUUUUUUGGGGGGUGGAGGUUUGUCUGCAUUAAUAGAUGUUCCAUUUUGGGAAUAGUACACCUCCUGGGGGCGUUCGAAUGUUCAGCAAAUCCAAAGCUGGUUCAAUGAGCUGAGGCUCAUCUAUUACAAAUGCGAAAGGGGGAGGGGGAGGAAACAUAUUUUUUAAAUUAGCUAAUGCUUCCCCCCCCCCCAAGAAAAAUAGGUGCUAGAAUUCACCGUGAAGUUGUUACAAUAAGUCACCGGGCGACUUAGGGCAGCCCUGAACAGAUGCCAGUUUGAUAACAGCCCCAUUUACUGAUUGCGGACGUGCAAAAAACUACAGCCAGCUGUCUCCUUAGCUGGUUUGGGGGUUAACCCUAGUUCUGGUAUAGGUCAAAUAUUGUGCCUCCUCCGCCCUCAUUCUCUUAGAUUCUGGCAGAUGUCUAGGGCAGCUUGGAAGGGCCCUCGUGCAAAUGCGCACAUGUGUAACAGUAGAGGCCUGGCGGGAAAGCUUAAAGCCCCCUGCCACUAUACAGUGGUACCUCUGGUUGCGAACGGAAUCCGUUCCGGAGGCCCAUUCGCAAUAUGAAAAGAACACAACCCGCAGCAGUGCGUCUGCGCACGUGCGUGACAUCAUUUUGCACGUCUGCGCAUGCGUGAGCUGCGAAACCCGGAAGUAACCUUUUCCGGUACUUCCGGGUCGCCGCGGGACGUAACUUGAAAGAACGUAACAUGAAGCGGACGUAACAUGAGGUAUGACUGUACUGGAGACGGAUUGAAGAGAAGGGAAUACAAAUUGGCUGCCCUGUAGCUUGACCAAUCACGGCUAGGAGUUAGUUGGAGUCAUAGGUCUUUAAAAAAAGUGUAGACUUGCACAAGCUGGCCAACUUCUGUUUUGACUUGAAAUGUACGUUUUGGGCUUCUCAGAAGUACAUAAAGGCAAGAAGGUGAUGGUGGGAGCACUGGCUCGCAAUGGCAGACACCUGAGAGUUGCUGGAACUGCACUCCUGCAUAUUCCGGCUGAAAAAAAAGAGCACUGGUUAGGAGAACAACUCAGUUUUACCUAGGCUACCUAAUUUAGAACGGAGGGAACUACUGCCCAGAGAAGCUCUGAGUGAUAUUCUGGGCAAUAAAGGUGCAAGCUUUAUGUUAUAAUUGUUUGCCUGGACUGGAUCGUGGGCUACAGUCUAUGAGACAGAAAAGAGAGUAAAGACAGGGAAAUUUGUAUAUCUUUUUAUGUCUUGUCUUCUGCUCGACAUGAGCUUCUUCUGAAGGGACAGGAGGAUAAAUUAAAAUAAACAAAGGCUAUGCCGAGUGCUGGGACACGGGUGGUGCUGUGGGUUAAAAUACAGAGCCUAGGACUUGCCGAUCAGAAGGUCGGCAGUUUGAAUCCCCGUGACGGGGUGAGCUCCCAUUGCUUGGUCCCUGCUCCUGCCAACCUAGCAGUUCGAAAGCACGUCAAAGUGCAAGUAGAUAAAUAGGUACCGCUCCAGCGGGAAGGUAAACGGCGUUUCCGUGCGCUGCUCUGGUUUGCCAGAGGCAGCUUAGUCAUGCUGGCCACAUGACCCGGAAGCUGUACGCCGGCUCCCUCGGCCAAUAAAGCGAGAUGAGCGCCGCAACCCCAGAGUCGGUCACGACUGGACCUAAUGGUCAGGGGUCCCUUUACCUUUACAUUUAUGCCGAGUGCUGGAAGGUGCUAUUUAAUGUGUGCCCUUUUCAAUAUCUUGCACAUCUCCUCCCCUUCCUCAAGAUGCCCUGGCUGUUCUUCAUUUCGCGGGGACUGGUGGGUGCUGGCACCGCCAGUUACUCCACUAUCGCGCCCACCAUCAUCGCCGACCUGUUUGAGAAAGACCGCAGGACGUGCAUGCUCUCGCUCUUCUACAUCUUCAUACCGGUUGGAAGGUAGAUCUCUGUUCUUCCAGACAAGUUGGGAAGGAUCUGGGGCUAGGGGGCAGCACGGAAGUGGGGAAGGGGAGAAGCGGGGGGGGGGAUGUUCUGGUUGGAGUCUCUUCAUUUUCCUUUUAGCAAGGGUGGGGCUGUUGAAGAGAGCCAUCUGUCUAUCCACCCCCCCCCUCCAUCCUUGCAUUUCUGAUGUUCAAACCGAAAGGGCCAAUCAUUUUGUACCCAAAAACACCUGGGAGGAAUUACCAACAAGAUUCAGGGAACUCAAGACAUGCAGAACUGCAAAAACAUAUUUAUGGGAAGAAAGGCAGUGUGAGAAACUGAGAUAUGAAAGCUAGGAGCUAAAUGGCACCUUAAACCCAGGUUAUGGGCACAACAACGGAAUGUCUAGGCUUUUUUUAAUAACAAGAAUACAAAGCUGAAAAUGAAUGAACUGCAACUAAAAUAUUAUGUUCAUUUUUCACAUGGUCUAGUCCUUCCCUUGCCCACCCCCCUAAUAUUCUUAAAAGGGUCUCUUAUCCAGUCUUAAGAGAGUAACUGGAAAUGGGGAGGCAGAAAAAGUUCCUCCUUUCCUUCCACUCUGCAGUUUUAAUCUGAAAUCUUAGGUACAGUACUGCACCCAGAGCUCAGAAACUUAUUGCGCUGAUCAAAUUCCCUGUCGCAAAAUGCGCCAAGAACAAUGGGAGUUUCGAACAUUGAAGAAAGGACUAGAGGUGCAGUGAGGGAAAACCUCUCAAACAGCCCCAUGAGAACUGAGUGUGCUCAGUAGUCACAAAAUGCUGACUGUUUUGGGGGGGGGUUGAGAGGGGACACAGAAAACCAGGUUGGGUGGAAUGGGAAUUCGGAACAGCAGCAGUCCCCACUGUAACACUUUGUUGCAGGUCCCACUUACUACAUUGAUAUCCCUCUUUCCUUUCCUCACGGAACUCCAUGCGUCAUACAUGCAGGUUACUUAAGUGACCUUUCAUUCAUGCACUGGCCAAACCUGGACCAGCUUAACUUCAGCAAGACAGCUGCAUCCAAGGCCACGUUCUAGACUCUUGAUUGGUUCUGAUUGUUGUUUGAAGAGGAUCAGUCAUUGGCCGCAAUUGGAAGCCAUGUUUUAUUUAACUGCAGAGACUCUAAACUUUUUAAACUGGAGAGGCUAAGAAGUGACCACCAAAGCUCCAACAUGAAAAUAGGGACAUCCUAUUCCAUCAUCGGGACGCGGGUGGCACUGUGGGUUAAACCACAGAGCCUAGGACUUGCCGAUCAGAAGGUCGACGGUUCAAAUCCCCGCAACGGGGUGAGCUCCCGUUGCUUUGGUCCCUGCUCCUGCCAACCUAGCAAUUCAAAAGCACGUCAAAGUGCAAGUAGAUCAAUAGGUACCGCUCUGGCGGGAAGGUAAACGGCAUUUCCGUGCGCUGCUCUGGUUCGCCAGAAGCGGCUUAGUCAUGCUGGCUACAUGAUUCGGAAGCUGUACGCCGGCUCCCUCGGCCAAUAAAGCGAGAUGAGCACAACAACCCCAGAGUCGGCCAUGACUGGACCUAAUGGUCAGGGGUCCCUUUACCUUUUAUUCCAUCGUCAUCAUCAUCAUCAUCAUCAUCCUAAACAUCACCAUCAUUUUAUUAUUUAUACCCCGCCUCUCUGACUGAAUUGCCUCAGCCACUUGCCACUCUGGGCAGCUUCCAUUAUAUUCUAAAACACAAAGAAACAUUAAACAUUAAAAAACUUCCCUAUACAGGGCUGCCUUCAGAUGUCUUCUGAAGGUUGUAUAGUUCCUUAUCUCCUUGGCUCAAGGGUUGCGUAACUCCAAACCCCCCAAUGUUUCUCUGCUGAAAAUAGGGACGUCCUAAGGAAAAGCGUCACAUUCCAGGGUCAAAUCAGAAACCGGGGUGGCUUCUGUAAAUCCAGGACUGUCCCUGGAAAAUAGGGACAAUUGGAAGGUCUGGACCACUGACAUGGGAGGUGUGCACCCUAAUUCUGAGAUGCAGCCCUUCCCAUGAAGAGCUUCUGCCUAGGCUGGUGACCUGGCAACCAAACUGGUGCUCAGUCUGCCCCCUAGACAUGCUCGGUGGUUUGAAGCAGUCAGAUAAAAACGGUGCAUUUCCUUUCUCUUGCAGUGGGCUCGGUUACAUCAUGUCAUCUGGAAUGGCGUUGGCUACUGGCCACUGGAACUGGGGGUUCAGGGUGAGUCUUUUCUGGAUGGACCCCCCUUUUGGGGGGCAAAAUGGUGAGGUUCUUCCACUCUGCACUUUAUCAAGGGAGUUUCAUUCAGCUGAACAAAUCCGACUGCUGGCCUCAGCCCACUGUCAGCCUGUUUUGUGAAGAGACAGAAACUGUUUGAAACUGAAGAGAGUGGCUUGAGAUCUGCAAUACUAAAACCAAAGGCCUGCUUUGAAAAAUGAUUGGCAGGAGCUUAUAGGAACUCCAUCUUUUCUGCCAUUAUUAUUAUUAUUAGAAUUUAUACACUGCCCUAUACCCAGAGGUCUCAGGGCGGUUCGCAGAAUAAAAUCGAAAUAUAAAACCACAAAAUGCAUAAUCGAAAUGAAAACAACAACCCAAUAACCCUUCCCCCAAUAACUCCUCCUUAUUGAUCAUCAGAAUGUUGCCCCUUUAAUCAUGGUCUUUGUUGAAAGUCCAUUUCCUGCAACACAAGCAACUGUUCCUUUCUCUGUAGGUCACCCCUUGUAUGGGAGCUGUAGGCUUGGCUUUCCUCAUUUUCUUGGUUCCUGAAUCAUCCCGGCGUGGAGCUGCAGAGCCUGCAGCUGACAAGGUCAGAGGGGAUUCAACUUGGCUCAAGGACAUUUCAUCGCUUUGCAAAAAGUAAGUAUCAUUAUUAUUAUUUGAAUUUUCAGUGCCUGUAUGGAAUGCCAGCCCUUUGCUUGGAAGUGCAGCUUUUAGCCUUAGGUAGUAUAAUACGCAUAUAUAAAUUCUAUCUGCCAUCUAAUGACAACACUGCAUCCCUGAUGAAGACCAGGCUCAAGUCCCCGAAACCUUAUAUACUUUGACAAAUCCAUGCAUCUUGAAGGUGCUGCAAGUUGAGCUGGAUCCAGUAGAGGGCGAUGUUGACUUGGAGAAAUCUUCUAUAGGCAUCCUUUGAACAUUUUAUGCUCAGGGCCAAGUCAGGUAGCGAACAUUGUCUGCUCUAGAAGGUAAAAGACCCCUGGAUGGUUAAUUACGAUACUGUGUGCCCUACUUGGCUAUCAUAUAAAAUGCUUGUUUAUGGUGUAAAGGUAAAGGGACCCCUGACCAUUAGGUCCAGUCGUGGCCGACUCUAGGGUUGCGGCACUCAUCUUGUUUUAUUGGCCAAGGGAGCCGGCGUACAGCUUCCGGGUCAUGUGGCCAGCAUGACUAAGCCGCUUCUGGCGAAUCAGACCAGCGCACGGAAACGCCGUUUACCUUCCUGCCGGAGCGGUACCUAUUUAUCUACUUGCACUUUGACGUGCUUUUGAACUGCUAGGUUGGCAGGAGCAGGGCCAGAGCAACAGGAGCUCACCCCGUCGCGGGGUUUCGAACUGCUGACCUUCUGAUCAGCAAGUCCUAGGCUCUGUGGUUUAACCCACAGCGCCACCCACGUCCCUUUGUUUAUGGUGUAGGCCCUGAAAUUUCAGGCUUGUGCUACACUUGCCACCCUCCCUGCUAACAUUUUGUCAUUUCUGUGGGUUGCAGCUGGCUUUCAGCAAUGUCGAAAGGCACUCUAAAAAUUACCUGAUUACCCAGAAUGCUCUGGUGAACAUGCUGGCUAGCCCCCAGAGCUAUCAAACAUCACCUUGUCUUCCUUCUCCUUAAUUAAAAGAUGCAUAGUGUAUACUGUCAGGCAUCCGGGUACUUUACAGCGGGAGGAGGGGGGGUGUUUUUCAGCCCAGGGGCCGCAUCACUUCGUAAGCAGCCUUCUGGGGGCCGCAUGCCCAUGGUGGGCAGAGCCAAAGGCAAGAGUGGGUGGAGCCAGAGGCCAAAAUUCAACACAGAGCAACACAGUGGUGGCUGGUAGGACAGAAGGCAGGAAGCCCAACAGUAGGUGGCGCCAGAGCCCAUGAGAGGCAAAGCCAGCUAGCUCUAGUUUUACCCUAGCCUCCUCCCUGCUGAGUUCUAGAAGGGGCAACACUGAGGUGGAGGAGGAGGAAGGUGGUAGCCUGGGCCCACCUGCUGGGCAGGUUAUAAGGAAGAAGGCAGGCAGGUGGGGGCUGACUGAGGGCAGAUGGAGGUUGAUGGGGCAGCCUCCACUGGAACAACAGGCAUGACCCUUGCCCUUUUACAGUCAGCUGUAUUCCAACCAUGUAAAGGCCAGGGGUAUCGACACAUAGAGCACAGAAUUGUAGAGUUGGAAGUGACCACAUGGUUCAUCUCAUCCAGUCCCGUGCAACGCAGGAAUAUUUUGCCCAAUGUUGGGGUGGAACCCACGACCCUGAGAUCAAGGGUCUCAUGCUCUGCCAAGUGACCUAUCUGUGCAUCUCUCCAUUCACCCAGACGAGCAAAGGCUGUUAUCACAGUUUAGUCAGCCAGAAGCACUCCAGGAAACUGUGGAACGCAGCAAGCUAAGGCUGUGGCCUGGGGAGGGGAGGUAUGACCUGAUGAAAUCCUGAGGGCCUGACAGAAAGGCCUCGAGGGCCGCAUUUGCCCCUCCCAGGCCUGAGGUUUUCCCUCCCCCUGAUAUGGAGAGCAAUAACAAGCAAAACCCAAGACACCAAGGAAACUACAGUGGUACCUCAGGUUACAUACGCUUCAGGUUACAUACGCUUCAGGUUACAGACUCCGCUUACCCAGAAAUAGUACCUCAGGUUAAGAACUUUGCUUCAGGAUGAGAACAGAAACUGUGCUCCGGUGGUGCGGCAGCAGCGGGAGGCCCCAUUAGUUAAAGUGGUGCUUCAGGUUAAGAACAGUUUCAGGUUAAGAACGGACCUCCGGAACGAAUUAAGUACUUAACCCGAGGUACCACUGUAUUUAAAUAUGUUUCUUAUUCCACCCCACCCCGUCAGCUGGAGUUUCUUGUGGUCCUCGCUCGGGGUGACAGCCAUGUCCUUCAUCGUCGGAGCUCUGGGGUUCUGGAUGCCAGUGUUCCUUUCCAGAGCUCAGCUCAUCCAUGACGCUGUCCCUCCCUGCCAGCAGGCAGGGUCAUGUGACACCUCCAACAGGUGAGACAAGCUUCCUUUGGGAGAAGCAAACAGAGGGCAUGGGGAACGCUCCAUAGGAGAGAUUAUCUGAAUAUUUUUUAUUUACUGUAUUUUUAAAGAAAUGUGACAACAGGAGGCUGUGGCAGAGAUGGAUCAUUGCAGAAAGAUCACACCUGUUUGAUUUGUGAACCACCCUGAGAUCUAUGGGUAUAGGGGAGUAGGCAAAUUUAAUAAUAAAAACAAGUAAUUUCUGCCUGCUACAGCAUGGUCAAAGCACAAAGAUACAGUCAUGUAAUAAUAAUGAUAAUAAAAGCCAAUCGACAGAGCCAAUGUUUAUAAGGUUAUAUAACCUGCUGUGGUCUUAAAAACACACACACAUAUUUUUUCCUGUCCUCCAGCCAGAUAUUUGGAGGAAUAACUAUUGCAACUGGCAUCUUUGGAGUCAUUGUUGGAGCAGAAGCCGCCAGAAGAUUCAAGAAGACCAACGCAAUGGCUGACCCUCUGAUCUGUGCUGUGGGCUUGCUGACGUCAUCUCCAUCCAUGUAUCUGGCGAUCAUGCUGGCUCAGGAAAGCAUUAUAGCUACAUAUGUAAGUGGCAAGUACAGUGGUACCUCAGGUUAAGUACUUAAUUCGUUCCGGAGGUCCAUACUUAACCUGAAACUGUUCUUAACCUGAAGCACCACUUUAGCUAAUGAGGCCUCCUGCUGCUGCCGCGCUGCCAGAGCACGAUUUCUGUUCUCAUCCUGAAGCAAAGUUCUUAACCCGAGGUACUAUUUCUGGGUUGGCGGAGUCUGUAACCUGAAGUUUAUGUAACCUGAAGCGUAUGUAACCCGAGGCACCACUGUAUGUGGCAAGAGGGGUUUUGCCUUAGCGGCUGGCUUCUCUUCAAAGACAACCUUGCCUAUGCGGGAAUUGGGCAUUCAUAGCAGAGAUACUGGCUUGGAAAGGUUUCUAUUGCAAGACUGAAAUAUUGCAGAAACCGAGACGAACCUUUCUGAAUUUCAUAUAUGUGGGCAGGCAAUAUCACCAGGGAAGCCUGGACUGGGUGCCAGAGGCCUCUAGCAUACUCAUCAAUAUAUCCUAUCUAGUAUUUAAUUUUUGGUCAUUGCACUGGGUAAAUCUGCACCCUGAAAGUUAACUGCUUUUUGUUUUAAGCAGUCAAAUUGUACCAGCAAAGCAGCUUGGAAACCUGAGAGGGAGGCUUCCCAUGGUUGGCUGUAGCAGCUGUUGGAGCCUGUAGUAGCUGCUACUGUCACUUGGGCACUUCCUUGUUCACAAGCUCCUGCAAGCCGGUUUAUGAGCAAAUCUAUAUCCUCUGCCAGCUCUUGCUGGCAAAAUGAAGGAUCUUCCCGUGUUCCUAAUUUCUCUCAGCUGAAACCCAACAUUGGUAACACUGCCCUCAGCUCAUUGGUGGGAAGGUGGGAUCGUGUAAGGGUUGCUGGUACCCAAAACAUGAACCAUUAAAAGGAUGGAGAGUAGUAUUUGGCCUCUGUUUGAUCUUUCUGUGUGUGCAUUUGCAAAUCUCCAGUGCCCUGUCUACUCAUGACGUUCUUUCUACCUCUCUGUGUGCUUUUUCCCUAUUUCAGAUUUUUAUUGCCCUUGGAGAAUUUCUUUUAUCCUUAAACUGGGCCAUUGUGACUGACAUACUGCUGGUGAGUUCAGCUGCCUUUUUCUGUCAUAUUGAUUUUGCUAAUAACCUGAUACACCUAUUCUUAGAUCUCUGCUCUCUCUUUCUCUCUCUGUUUUCUACCUUCACAUCCCUUCAGGUCCAUAGCCAGAAACAUAGCGGAGACAAGAGUCACAUGGGGCAGGGGUGGGGGGGAAGCAGGGCAUUUUAAGUCAAUGUGAAAUGACUUAACAUGCAAUCCCAUGAAUAUUAUCCUGCUGACAAGUCCUUCUGACUUGCACAGUGUGAUUUACUGCUGGCUCGCUCCUGGCAGUCAAGCACAUCUAGCUGGUCUCUCCUACUUCCUACUUACCUUGACCAUUGGGUCUUUUCCCUUUGACUUUUCAGUAUGUCGUGAAACCAACAUGCCAAUCCACCGCACUAUCUGUACAGAUUUUUGUUAGUCAUUUGUUUGGUGAUGCCGGAAGCCCCUAUCUCAUUGGAAUCGUAAGUUAUAUGGGCAGCUUUAGAGGUGGGGGUGGGCUGGAGUCCCCCACCCCACCCCUUGGUGGGAAACUGUGCAAAGUAAUCUCAUUUUACAAGUGAAUAGAAACUCUUUGCACUGUGAGUGAAUAGCUUGGGGCUUCAUUUCAUGGCAGGUUGAAGCAGGUUCUUGGUCGUGGUGAUGUUCAAAUGGACCAGAGGCAGAAGGCAUAAUCCGAGACAGGCAGGAAAUCAGGCAACAGAUAAGGGAACCAACCUAGGACCAGAGGCAGAUAGGCAGUCGAAAGAUGGUCAGCUGGUCAGGUAGAGAGCUAAGUGGAUGAAGACCAAAGGAUCAGAUGUAGGAAAGCCAUCAGAGGUCCAAGACCAUCUGCACCACUGCUAAUAUAUUAGCCAAUUUACUCAGACUACUAAGAAACAACGUGAGACCAGGGAGAAGAGUCGGUGGAAGAAGACUGGAAAAAAUUUAAAGACUAUUUACAGAAAUACUGUAAAAUUAAUGAAUGUUAGAAAAACGUUGGAAUGAACCUAUAUGGCUUUAGUAGAAAUGUUAUAAGGAAUUAAGUAUAAAUAGAUUAAUAGAGUAUUAAAGGAAAAAAUAAGGUUAGAAUGAGUUAAGAUAAUUAUAGGAUAGAAAACAGAGGAAGAUUGAAAGGAAUUGCUGAAAUAAUUAACAGAAGUAGAAUACGAAAAGGGAGGUGUGAGGAGGUCGUGGAAAUAAGUGAAUGAAAGAUGGGAUAAUGAAAUUGUUGGAUUUAUUUUAUUGUUUUUGUUUUGUUUUGUUAGUUUAAUGUAUUGUAUUUUUUUUAAGUGUUUAAAUUUUUGGAAAAGUAAUAAAUAUUUUUUAAAAAGAAAAAAGAAAAAAAAGAGAAACAACGUGAGUUUUAUACAGCCAGACAGGCUCCUGUUGGUCCCUUGAGAACCAAAUGGUCUUGAAUAGGGUUACGGGGAGAAAUUCAAUACCGUUUGCAUUUAAAGGAAACCUCCCUAAUUUGCACUUUUGAAAACACAAUUCUUCUAUGCUUCAAAAUUAGAAAUUCUCCUUUAAACAAAUUAGAAAUUCUCCUUUAAACAAGAAAUUCUCCUUUAAACACAAAAAUACUUAGGCUAGACUUAAUUUUGCAGAUCAGUUCUCUGGCCAAUUAAUGGGCAUAUAAUGAGGUUGAGUGUGCAUCAAAAUGCACAUAUUUUUGAAGAUAGACAAAUAUGAAUUACAUUAGAGAAAAUACUCUGCAAGAAUGUGCAUCUUAGGCAAAAUUGCACAGAAGCAUAUGUAUAUUAGCAAAAAUCUGCACUGAAAUGUUAAUGAAUUUUCAUGAGGACUUUCUUAAAAAAAGAAAUAAAUUUGCAAAGUGGAAAUGUGGAGAACUGACCUUAGGACAAUUGACAUAUUUACCCAUUUCCUUGUCUUGGAAGAACUAAAGUCCCAGCUUUGGCCACUAGAGGGCUGGCACCAGUCAGGCCAUCAAACGCAUCAGUUUAUGCAUCCAGAGUUUUUGCUUCAUCUGUGUUAGAGCCCAGGAAGCUUCAGGGCAGGCUGAGGUCAAGUCCAAAGGCAACCAGAGAAAACAACACGGUCAGACUGAACGGGGUUCAAAUCCCCUACUUGGCCCUGAAGCUCACUGGGUGAGCUGGCAGGGGGGCAGUCACUGCCUCUUGACCUAGGGUUGCUGUGGGGAUUAAAUGGGGAGGGGGAGAAGCAUGGGUGCCACCUUGAGCUCCUUAGAGGAAGAGGGUGGGGCAUAAAUGCAAGAAGCAGAGUAAAAAACCACGUUCCCCCUCCAGAUCUCCAGUGAAAUCCAGAAGCGACAGGCCGGGGCUUCUUCCUACCUUGCGUCCUUCCGGAGCCUGCAGUACAGCUUUGUCUUAUGCUGCUUUGUCGGUGCUCUUGGGGGAGGCUGCUUCCUCCUGACCGCCCUCCGGAUCAAAGAAGAUCGGCUGGAAGCUGCGCCUUCACCCCCACCGCCAGUCAAAGGUAACUCUGACUCUUGGGCUCAGCGCAUCUGUACUGCGAGCAUCGCUCUGGCUUUGGGCAUCAUUUUUUGCCAGUCCGACCUUUCCAGCUGAACCGUAGAGUCAUAGAAUUGUAGAGUUGGAAGGGACAUCAAAUGCCAUCCAGUCCAACCCCCUGCAAUGUGGGAAUCUCAGCUAAGGCAUCCAUGAUAGAUGGCCACCCAACCUCUGCUUAAACAUCUGCAAGGAAGGAGAGUCUACAACCUCCCGGGACAGGGGCGGAGGAAGGGGGUGCAGUGGGUGUGGACCGCCCCAGGUGUCACAACUGAGAAGGGUGACAAAAUGCACUGCGCCUGAGCCAUGCGUCUCUCCUGGGCACACACAGGCCCCACACUGCCCGAAAUGGUCUGCCCGCUGCCUCCCCCCCCCCCAGGUGUAGGGCGGCUGAGUGGGAGGAGGCAGGCAGACUCCAGAGGCCCCACGGUGCACCCUGCCCAUAUGGGCGACUCACCCUGCCCUCGCCCUGCCUCUAUGUGUGGUGUAGUGGUUAAGAGCGGUAUACCCGUAAUCUGGUGAACUGGGUUCACGUCUCCGCUCCUCCACCUGCAGCUGCUGGGUGACCUUGGGCUAGUCACACUUCUCUGAAGUCUCUCAGCCCCACUCACCUCACAGAGUGUUUGUUGUGAGGAAGGAAGGGAAAGGAAAUUGUUAGCCACUUUGAGACUCCUUCGGGUAGUGAUGAAGCGGGAUAUCAAAUCCAAACUCCUCUUCUACUCUUCUUCUUCCUGGGCACGCUGCCCCAGGUACCCGAGCAACUUCCUCCGCCGCUGUCCCGGGGCAGACCGUUCCACUGUCAAACAGCUCUGACUGUCCUAAAGUUCUUCCUGAUGUUAAAUCAGCAUUUCCUUCCUUGUAGCUGGAAGCCAUUGGUUUGAGGCCUACCCUCCAGAGAAGGAGAAAACAAGCUUGCUCCAUCCUCCAUGUGAUACCCCUUGAGAUAUUUGAAGGUGUCUAUUGUAUCUUCUCUCAGUCUUCUCUUUUCCAGGUUAAAUAUACCCAACUCCUACCAUGGGAACUGUAGUUCGCCAAACAUUAUUAAAUGGUCUUGUGCAGGGGUCAGCUAACUUUUUCAGCAGGGGGCCAGUCCACUGUCCCUCAAACCUUGUGGGGAGCCGGACUAUAUUUUGGAAAAAUAAUAAUGAACAAAUUCCUCUGCCCCACAAAUAACCCAGAGAUGCAUUUUAAAUAAGAGCACACAUUCUACUCAUGUAAAAACAUGCCGAUUCCCGGACCGUCCACAGGCCGGAUUGAGAAGGCGAUUGGGCCGCAUCCGGCCCCCGGGCCUUAGUUUGCCUACCCAUGGUCUUGUCAUUUGAGGUCGCCCAUCUGCUUUGCACCUCUGCCGUUCCUGUGGCUCAUAGGAGGAAAGCCUGGGAAGUUCUAAUAAAUAUAAGUCCAGCGUUAUGUGGUUUCAAUUCCCUGUGGGUCUGAUGGUGCAGAUUAGGGCAAAAGAUGUAGAGAAAAGGAUUUGGACGACUUGCUUUAAGCUACACCUGUCCCAGUCUCCUGCCCAAGAAUGAUGGCAAGUGCCCUUUCUUGCAUGUCAAGUAAAGAUAAAGGUGAAGGGACCCCUGACCAUUAGGUCCAGUCGUGGCCAACUCUGGGGUUGCGGCGCUCAUCUCGCUUUCUUGGCCGAGGGAGCUGGCGUACAGGUUCCGGGUCAUGUGGCCAGCAUGACUAAGCCGCUUCUGGCAAACCAGAGCAGCGCACGGAAACGCCAUUUACCUUCCCGCUGGAGCAGUACCUAUUUAUCUACUUGCACUUUGACGUGCUUUCGAACUGCUAGGUUGGCAAGAGCAGGGACCGAGCAACGGGAGCUCACCCCGUCGCGGGGAUUCAAACUGCCAACCUUCUGAUCGGCAAGUCUUAGACUCUGUGGUCGCCACCCACGUCCCAUGUCAAGCUACUUUAUUCCAGUGCAGGCUCAGCAACGAGUGAAGAGCAGGAAAAAGCCUAGAGAUGCAGCAAGGAUCAAAGCAUGAGGAAAGGAACUUCAAGGUUCAGGGACAAGGCCAGGGAUACAGAUCAGAGGUUGGGAGCUGAGACUGCACAGGAGUUGCUCCAACUGUGAAGUUGUUCCAAGAAUCAGCCCUCCCUGCCCAUCAUGCUUUUAAACAGAGAUUGUCUGGCUACUCAAAUGCAAGCAUGCCCUAGAGACACCCCCUGACCUUAACUUGUGCAUGUUGAAUAAAGAGGUUUUGAGGAGAGAGUUUUACUGUCUCAUAGCAUAGUUAGCACAAUGGUGAUUGCUACCAAGCACAUUGAAACUUGGUAGGCUUCACAUCUGCCCUCACCCACCUUUAAACAAGCAUUUCCCACGAAACUACUUAGGCUAGAAUAAAUCACAGACACCUAGCUUUGCAAAUAAGCGAAUAUUUUACUCGCAGAGUUUCCAGCAACUGAGUCUCCAUCCAGUAAUAUAAAGAAGAAAAAGGUUCCCAAAGGUUCGUGCUCCUUCUUGGGGGCUGGGUUUACUCCUGACUUUUGAUGCGCUGCUGUUGUCUCAGAGACAAGGUCUGACGCUGCUCCCCCGCGGGCAGCUCAGUCUGUGCCACCUCCUCUCCUCAGGUGGAAAAAUGGCCUCCCCAGGCAUAUGAAGGCCCCACCUCCUCACCCUGAGCCAAGUAAUGGGGCAGCUGCGAGACUUCCCGAGCAAGAGUCUCAACAGAGGGUACUGGCUCUGAGUUGGGGAGCUUGAGCCGGAGGGCCCUGCUCCAUGGCCUCUUCAUCCACCAUUGUCGUCCUCUGUUGUACACAGAUUCAUGGAAGAUAAAGCUGUCACGGCCUACUAAACCUGAGGGCUAUGUUCAGCUUCCACCAGAGGCUCCAGGUUGCGAGGGAGUUUGCGGGGGUGUGUGUGACACUGCAUGUGAAGUCAGGUGUGCAACGUCAGGACAUUGGGAGGAGCCAGGGAGCGGAGCCAAGCCCAGCUGUGGCAUAGCUGUCAACCGUCCCUUAUUUGGCGGGAAAGUCCCUUAUCCCAGCGCUGUGUCCCGCUGCUGUCCCUUAUUGAUGAUGUCCCUUAAAUUUCCCGGGUUUCAAAGGAAGCAGCUCCUCUCCCUCCCUCCCUGCCGGCCAGGGAGCAGGGAGGCUCCAACUGUGUUGCUUGGCUGCGUUGCUCACCCAAUAAGGAGUCUAAGAACAACUGGGGGGUGGAGCUUGCAUGCCUUGUACCGAUCAAAUCGGCCACAUUGCCUGGGGACUUGCCUUUGCCCAGCGCUUCCCAGCGGAGAGGUGACGGUGGUUUUCCUUGCUGCAUCCCCUUUGCCGGGUUGCUACGCUGUGGGAACCACCACUUGAGGCUUCGUUUGGCUGCUGGCUGGGCUUUCUGCCUUUGGCUCGGAGGGGCUCAGAAGUUGAACAUACCUGUGCUUGGAAAAUCCCUUAUUUUGGCUGCUGAUCCCUUAUUUUCGAGGCUGCUGGUCCCUUAUUUUCAAAUCUGUAAGUUGACAGCUAUGCUGCAGCAGUGGCACAGCUUCAAUGGCUGCAGGCUCCUCCUCCUGCCACUUCCACCUGCCACUCAGCGCUCGGCUUCGCAAUUGGCCUCCUCCGCCCCCUGAUUUUUUUGACAUUGGGGGGCCUCAGCCCCCUCCCAAAUAUAUUGGGGAACCCCAGUUGGGCUCGGCCCCUAGCAGUUGGCGUCGUGGCCUCCAAGGCAGUAUGCUUCUGUAUACCAGUUGUUGGAAAAAGCAGAAGGGGAGAGGGCUCUUGUGUUCGAAUCCUGAUUGUGGGCUUCCCACGGCCAUAUAUGGUUGGCCACUGAGGGGAUAGGAUGCUGGACUAGGUGGGCCACUGGCCUGAUCCAGCAGGGGUCUCCUUACAUUUUUCUAGAGGAUAUGAGCAGAACAGCCCCUUUGCAGCAGAAGUAACAGGAGAUAAUAUUAGCUUUCUCGCCGGGAGAUGCUAAUUUGACAACCGCAGCGUGAACGAAACCCACCAGCUUUUGGCGCUCUCCUUAUCAAGCAGUUUUGGGAAUCCCCAGGAGGACAUUCUCCUCUCUAAAACUCCCGCUGAAAAGUGUGUUCGGAAUAUAUCGAAAGCAUUUCAGGAAAGGAGCUAAAGCAGCCUUUUCAGGAAAGCUCCCAAAGGAAUGGGUUUUAAAGCAAGAAUGAGGAACCUGGAGCCCUGCAAGACGCUGAACCCCAUAAGCCCAUAACAGCCAACCGUUCUCUGAUGAUAAUAGGGACAUCCUAUUCCAUAAUACUAAUUUUAUUAUUUAUACCUCACCCAUAUGACAGGGUUGCCCCAGCCACUCUGGGCGGCUUCCAACUUAAAACAUUUUUUAAAAAAGCUUCCCUAAUACAGGGCUGCCUUCAGAUAUAUUCUAAAAGUUGUAUAGUUACUUAACUCCUUGGCUUGGGGGUCACAUAACUCCAUACCUUCCAACAUUUAUCUGAUGAAAAUAGGGGUGUCCUAAGGAAAAGCAGGACAUUCUGUGAUAAUAAUAGUAACAAUAACAAUAAUAAUAAUAAUAGUUUAUUACCGUAUUUUUCGCUCUAUAACACGCACCCGACCAUAACACGCACGUAGUUUUUAGAGGAGGAAAAUCCGUAGGCAUGCCACCCGUAGGCAUUCCCUCCAUAACACGCACAGACAUUUCCCCUUACUUUCUAGGAGGAAAAAAGUGAGUGUUAUGGUGCAAAAAAUACGGUACUUAUACCCCGCCCAUCUGGCUGAGUUUCCCCAGCCACUCUGGGCGGCUCCCAAUCGAGUGUUAAAAACAAGACAGCAUUAAAUAUUAAAAACUUCCCUAAACAGGACUGCCUUCAGAUGUCUUUUAAAGAUAGGAUAGCUGCUUAUUUCCUUCAUAUCUGAAGGGAGGUUUGUUCCACAGGGUGGGUGCCACUACCUAGAAGGCCCUCUGUCUGGUUCCCUGUAACCUCACUUCUCGCAAUGAGGGAACUGCCAGAAGGCCCUCGACGCUGGAUCUCAGUGUCCGGGCUGAAUGAUGGGGGUGGAGACGCUCCUUCAGGUAUACAGGAUCAAAUCAGAAACUGGGCUUCUGUAAAUCCAGGACUGUCCCUGGAAAAUAGGGACACUUGGAGGGUUUUCAAGCCCUAGUCAGGAUUGCCAGUGGCCAGGGAGGAGGAUGGGGGAUUGUGGUCCAGCAGCAGCUCUGGGGUUGAAGGUGCCCCAUCCACGGCGGCGGAGGAAGCUGCGAGGGCACUGGGGCGGCUGCCCAGGGGCGAGGCGAGCUGCCCAUGGUGGGGGCUCACUGUGGGGCCUCCGCAGUCUGCCCGCCUCCUCCCACUCAGCCACCCUACAGCUGGGGGGGAGGUAGGCAGACCGUUUGGGCCUGCAGGUGCCCAAGCCGUGUCACUCCCAGGAGAGAUGCGUGGUACGGGUGCGUUGCAGGCCCACGGUGAGUGCCGCCUGGCAUUUUGUCACCCCCCUCAGUGGUGACACCCGGGGCAGACAGCCUCCCCACCGCACCCCCCUUCCUCCACCCCUGUUUUAAGAAACAGCAGUGUAGACCUUUCUCAAAGUGAUGUCUUUCCUAACACGGGAUCUUUGGGUUUUGCAGGCACAGAAAACGAGAGUUACGUCCGGCAUGAAGGAGAAGUCCAAGGGGAGCUUCCUGUGCCAUAG
Messenger RNA from Podarcis lilfordi (Lilford's wall lizard), 22304 nucleotides. The record is from the annotation of a GenBank genome assembly. Lineage: Eukaryota; Metazoa; Chordata; Lepidosauria; Squamata; Lacertidae.